UUCGUAGAUUUAAAACGCGUUAGUGGGAGCGGCGUCAUAGAAAAUGGUGAUGAAUGUCAUUCUCUAAUUUAUAGUGUCCAUCCCCCGUUACGAAUUCAAAUUUUACAAUUUCUUGACAAGUGUUAUCUUUUUAAUUGUUUUCAAGUGCAAGAUGUUUAUUUUUCGUCGGAAACAAAUCGAGCCUCUCUGAUACAUCCAACGAUCUCAACAUGGCGUAUUUGCCGCUUGUGGCGCGAUCUUUCUGUGACAGGGGCAUGUGUAUAUACAAAUUGUUUACUUACAUUUGAAAUAUUUUGUUAUCGUUUGCAAACAUUGUUGUCCACGGUCGUUGAAUCUUGCAUAAAGUUUGAGCCUUUUGUCAGUAUGAUGGCAACAAGUGUAUAAAAGCAAAUUUGUUCCUUUUGAAGCGUAACGUGCUCGUCCGAGAAAAUUGGAGAAAACGAGUGAGGCCCUCUCCUGUCCUGGAGCCAGAGCCUCAAGAUUUAAGAGUAGUUACUGGACGUGUAGUCAUGGAUCAAAAUGUUGAAACAAAUGGAUGUGAUGAUGGACCUAUUUCCUUAGCUGUUUCUAAUCACAAUGAUGUAGCUCCAUGUGCAACUAAAACAGACAAACAGAUGGCCAAAUCAUUAACUCAAGAAGCAAAGAAAUCUCGACAGUCUACCAGCAAUGCUAAAGGAAACCGUGCUCGCAGAAAUCCUCCUUCCAAUCCCCCCAACUCCACCCCUGCAACCUCUCCGCCAUCUGAGAGGCGGGCUACUCGCAAUCUGCCUCCGCCCUCUCCCGCUAAACAGGUGACUAGGACUCCUACUGCGGCUGAGCGCAAAGCCAUUAAGAACACUACUCCCAUUCCUGCCGUAAACACACAGCCUAGUGGCAAGAAAGUUGCUGCAAAUCCUCCCACUCUCAGUCCACAGGUGGCAGGAACUGCCCCUGUUUUAUCUCAAGAAGUAGCAAGCACACCUCCUUCAAAUUCAAGACAUACGAAGAGCACUCAUCAGUCUCAGUCACAUUCAUCACCCCCGUUAUUGAAGUCUCAAAAGAGAAAUCUUAAGAGACAGUCUGAUGCCUCCGAUCUCGAUGGAUCAUCAGGCAGGGCAAGUAAGCGAGUGCGUCUUCAGCAUCAGCCAUUUCAAUCGCCACCUCCUCCAAGCAUCAUCCCUGCCAUUCUAAGGCAGCAAGUAGUCAAGACACCGGAGGACAAAAUUGUUGUGUUCCAUAAAGGAGAGUUUCUGGCUGUUCGAAAUGAGAAUGGGAGUUUUUUUGUUUGUAGAACAGCCCAAAAUGUGUACAAAAGUAGUAAAAGAUUUAAAAUACAGUGGAUGAGUGAUAAAGAAGCUGACAUAUAUAUUCCCGAUUUCUAUGACCAAACAGACUUUGAAUGUGUUCUGACAAAUCUAAGGCUAAAACGUGUUGAUAAAAAUAAAUAUCAGCUACCACAGGAAGAGCGACAGAGAACUCUAAACAUUCUUCAAAGAGCAUUAAAUGUUGAAAAUGGAAUGGACAUAUCUCCAUUGCAAGUUACCACAGAUGGAGUCGACGUUUCCAUUGUUGGAAAAGAAGAUGAAGAAAUUUUACGGCUUCAACAAGAAAAUUUGAAAAAUGAACAGAAAACUAAAAUUUCUCAAUUGCGAAAUCGGGCUGCGAAUAGAGCUGUCAACAGGGGUCGACCAAAAAGGCCAGAACCAGCAGCAAAGGUUACUCGGGCCUCAACAACAGCUGCUGAAAGCAAAACACUAGCUGCAAAAGUGAAACUUCGGGCUCGGGAAACCGUUAAGGUGAAGCUGCGAAAAGAAGGUGGUCGCAUAAUUGUACAAAAUAAAGCUGGGAAACCAGUCACAAAGCUAAAGAAAAUUGCUGAGAGGUUGCAUCCAAACCCUAAGGUUACAGUGUUUGAAAAAGACCCCACUUUUGAAACUAACAUUCAAAUUCCAUAUGUAUCAUCUUCAGCUCAUAGUAAGUUACUCAUUCGUGCAAUACUUUUGAAGGACAUUAAUAUGUUACAGUCUUUAAUAAAGGACACUACCCAGAUAUGCUCUCUUAAUACUUAUAGAAGUGUGGAUGUUCAGCUUACACCCUUAAUGUAUGCUGUUUUAAAAGAAAAUCACAGAGCCAUUAAAGCUCUACUUACUGUAAAUAAGAAAAAAUAUUGUAAUCCUCCUGAGACACUUUUAGAAUACCAAAGAAGUGGAAGAUAUAAUAUGGUAAUGCUUGGCCAUGCUACAAAAGCAAUAAAUCCUUGUCGUGGAGGCAGAGAAGGAAAUAAUGCAUUUCUGAAGGACGUAAAUUUCUGCGAUUCUACCUAUCCUACUGUUGACCAAACUGUUAUAAAAGAAGCUCUUAGAGCAGGUGUUUCUAUGGAAACGAUCAGUCUUUUACUUACUGAAAAUCAAGAAGAUAAUUAUGUACACUCUUGGAAGAAAGACUUGGUUUUGAGGCAGAUAUAUAUUGCUAUUAGAAAUGGUCAUCAUAAACUUGCUGGCCAUUUAGUUUGUCAAGCCAUGGACAAGGGUGGAUAUGGAUUUGGAAAUCUUCAUAGAGAUGUAUUAGUUUAUGAUAGGCAACCCUUAUCACCUCAUUACAAAGCUGCAUCAGUCACUAAAAAGACGCAGGGCAAUGCAAGGAUCACACCUUUGCAUUGUGCAGCUAUCAAUCCAAAUCCUCAAUAUUUGACAGCUUUGUUAACAUUAGCUCCAGAGUAUAACAUAUCUGAUGAUAAUGGUUGGAGGCCUAUACAUUAUGCAUCAGUUUGUAAAAGCACUGGUCCUUUAGAAUUGUUAAUUUCCAGGAGUAUUAAUCUAGAAGAGCCAGAAUCGGAUGGCAAUACUGCUUUACAAGUUGCUGCCCUUGCUGGUCGUGCUCAUAAUGUUGAUUUAAUCUUGAAACAUUUAAUAGCCUCAGAACAUACAAGAAAGGAAACGGCCAUUACAGUUUCACUUCAAGAUAAACAGUGUGUCAAUGCAAUUGACAAAGGAAACAAAAAAUCUUUUACUGCUCUACAUAUAGCCUGUCAGCAAGGUCACACUGAUGUUGUGAAAGUGCUGAUUAAACAUAAAGCUAAUGUCGAUAAAAUGACUAAUGCACAGCAUGAUAAGCUGACUCCACUUAUGUUUGCUUCUCAGAAAGGUCAUUUAGAUGUUGUGAAACUUUUAAUUGAACAUGGUGCUCAAGUUGAGAUGAAAGAUAAGAAACAGAGGACAGCUCUAACUCAUGCUGUUAUAAAUGGUCAUGCCCACGUGACAUCUUAUCUUUUGCGACUUGGGGCAAAUCCGAACUCCACUGACUCCUCGGGCAAUACUUUAGUACAUUACGCAGCUGCAUAUGGUUGGUACUUUUGUUUGAAACUACUUAUUGAAGCUGGAGCAAGCUUAAAUCUUCCCAAUGAUUGGAAGAUUACACCUCUAAGUUUGGCUUUCAUGAAGGGCCACAUGGGGCUUGUUGAUUUCCUUGUAGAGCAACCUGGAAUUGAUAUAAAUGUGGAUGUAAAUAACGACAGUGGAAUGACAUUAGUCAUGCAAGCGCUGAGAUCAAAAAUUAAUAGCUCUAUGUUAGAGAGGAUUCACUUUUUGGUGGUCAAACAAAAAUCUGAUUGCUCUAAAGUUGAUUUAAUGGGAAACAAUGCUUUCCAUCAUUUGGUUAUGUCUGAAGUUUCUGAAGUUGAAUUAGAGACCAAGAUGGAAUCUUGUGAAGAAAGAAGUGAAAGUGACUCUGACAGUGAUGAUCCAGAAGCUCUCUCCAGAUUUAAAGCAAAGUCUGAGGAAAAACAGUUAUUUAAGGAAGAAGCUCAGCAGGAACACGAUGCUCUAAUCCAGGAAAUCACCAAGCUACUUUUAGACCAUGGUUGUGACCCUAUGGUGCGAAACAAGGAAGGAGAAUCACCAUUCAACCUUGCAGUAAAGGAGGGCUGUUUAUUGUUGGUGAAAAUGUUCCUUGAUGCAGGCUGCGAGUUAAAUUUAGAUGUGAGCCAUUCCGGUGACAAUAUUUUACAUUAUUUAGUUGCUCAUGCUCGUAACAGAAAAGUGGAACCAAUGCUUCAAGCAAUAUUGAAUGCAAAAUGUAGCAACCCUGAAUCCACUCCUCAUCAGUUACUUUGUCAGAUGGCUAAAAUGUAUAACAAAAAUGGGCACACACCUCUACUUCAAGCUUUGUCUGCUCUUAGUUCCUGUCACGAUGAAGAAAGUCAAAAUCGUUUGCUGACAUUUAUCAAGUUCUUAUUAGAUGAACUGGGUGCUGAUGUCUCUGCUCCAUGCAAAGAUAAAGAUGGGAAAGACACAUCAUAUGCCUUGCAUCUUGGUACCAAAUGCAAAAGUGGCAGAGUUAUUGAAGUACUUUUAGCACAUAAACCACCACUUAAUGUUUUUGAUGAGGAAGGCCAAUCACCAUUGAUACUUGCAAUUAAAGGAGAAAAUACAGAGGCUGUAGAAGCAUUGGUCAAGGCUGGUGCAAAUGUGAAUUUGAAAUCCAAUGAUAAGAAUAAAAUAUCACCACUUCUUUUAGCCGCUCAAAAUCCCAAUCUUGGAAAAAUAGUACAGCUUCUUGUUCACAAUAAAGCAGAUGUCAAUGACAUAGAUAAAAAGAACAAAAAUACAGCUCUACAUUAUGUUGUGAGUGUAAGAGCCCCAAAUGUUUUAGAAACUGGCAAAGUUCUGUUAACAGCUGGUGCUGAUGUGAAUGCAGUAAAUGACAAACUAAGAACCCCACUUCAUUUAUCUGUUAAUUCUUCAAAGAGUGAUAGCGAUUCCACAUAUGCCAUCGAAGAAUGCUUAUUAGGAUUUGGUGCAAGACUUGAUGCUCUUGAUUGUCGUCAUAGAAUCCCAUUGCAUUAUGCUUUUGUAAAAAUAGGAAGACCAUUUGAUACAGAUCAAAUAGAUCCAAUGGAACUUGUUGUUUUGUUAACUGGCUCAAUGGCGAAAGAGACCAUUGAGAUUCCCGAUGAUUUUGGAAGAACUGUUUUGCACUAUGCAGCUUACAGAGGAGCAACAAUAUGUGUCAUGCACUUAUCUAAGAGCUUCAGUAACUUAGAUGCUAAAGAUAAAGAUGGGAAUACAGCCUUUGGUCUUGCUGUGAAAAAUGGUCAUUUCAGCUCGGCAUUAAUGCUACUUCAAACUGGAGCUAACUGUGUUGCAGAUGUCAUUACACCUUGUCAAACCAUUAAUAAAAAAGACUCAAAAUCUUGGACAUGGGCCCAUGUAAAGAAACCACCAGAGCCCCCUGAAAAGCAUACCAUAUUACAGGAAACAUUAUUGAAGGACUGGCAGGGAAUUUUGUAUAUGAUGCUAGAUCAACUUGAUACAAUGAAAAAAGAGCUGAAAGGAAUAACUAUUGCUGUUGAAGCAUCCUUGCGAACAUUCAAGUAUAAUGUUGCUCUGAAACUGAUUGGCAGAAUUAAGCACAGCUGGAUGUUGUAUACUGACAAACUGAGCAUGUUGCAUGUAUUAGCCCGAGAAGCUCCUCCAGAUUACUUGCCUGAACUUCAAGUCAAAGUUGCCCAAUUUUUGAUUGAAAAAGGUGUCCCUCCCAUGUCACAAGAUGAACAUGGAAGUUCUGUGCUAACAUAUGCAGCUAUAAACAGAAACUAUACUUUGUGUUCAUUUUUUUCAUCUAAAAUUGGCCUCCCUGUUGCUGCUAAAGUUGACCCAGAUAAAUCUCUUCGAACUGCAUUUUCUGCUCUGUUUUGGAAGCUUACAGCAGAAGAUCUGUCAGAAGACAUAAAGAAUUGGUGUUGUAGUUUAAUCAAAGCUGGUGCCAAUCCUAAUAUGUUGACCAAGUAUCCUAUUGUUAUGAGUUCAUUUCCAGGAGUUAGAUGUGAAGUCUUAAAUAAACUUCAUAUAGAAGAUCCGAAUGCCCCACAGUACACCCCACUUAUGAUGGCCAUUUACAAAGGAAAUUAUGCAGUAGCAAAAAUGCUGCUGAGUAAAGGAGCAGGUGUUAAUUUUCCUGAUGAUAAGCAAAGGACACCAUUGAUGCAUGCUGUUCGCUUGAAUGAUAUAAAAAUGGUUAAAUUACUUCUGAAUUUUAAUUAUGAUCCAUCCAAAGACAAAAACCCAUAUAAUGAUGUAGAACCAGGCAGCUUUCAGAAAACGAGUGCAGUUAAUCUGGCUGCACAAGAUGCUAAUGGAUGGACUGUUAUUCAUUAUUUAGUGGAUCCAAUGCCUGACUAUUGCUAUGCCAAUACUGCAUUGUUAAACUUUUUAGCAGAAUUAGGAGCACCAUUAGAAACUGCAAAUGCUGCUGGAGAAACUGCAUUGCAGAUGGCUGUUCGACUUCAACGAGAAAUUCUGAUAACAGCAUUGCAGAAGUUACUUAACACACCUGAGGACCAAAAGACAAAAAUAGAGCUUAGCCUACCAGUACCUCCAUCUGAUGAUGUUCAGUGGGACCAACCUAUUUCGUCAUAUAUAGAAGAUAGUAAGCAAUAUUUGGAGAAAAUAGAAAAGGAAAGUAUGGAUGUAGAUGAUCAGUCUUCUUUAGAGCCUGAUCCAUUGUCUGGUUUUGAGAGUACUGGAGAAAUUGUUAUGGACACAGAGAAAAGUAUACCAUAUGAUAUUGUUAUGACUGUAGUUGAUUUGAAUUAUGGAGCCUAUGGUAUUUACAACUUCUAUAAAAUGCAGAUUAUUAAACAUAAAGGCAAAGAUCUUUUCGUCUUAUUUACAUGCUGGGGUCGAGUUGGAGACACAGGGCAACAUCAGAAAACACCUUUCAGUACACUAGCUGAUGCUGUUAAGGAAUUCAGUAGAAUAUUUCGUGCCAAAUCUGGAAAUAACUGGGAUGAUGUUAAAAACUUUCAACCUCAACCCAAAAAGUAUCGCUUGGUCCAGUUGGAAAAGAAGAAAUUUGGUCGUCGUCGAAAUGUUAAAUUGAACCUGAAAUCUGACAUUCCAUCAAAACUCAGCACUGACAAGCAAAAGCUAAUGGAAAGCUUAAUGGAUGUCCUUACAAUCGAAGAUACACUGCAAGAUUUGGGAGUAGAUUCUACAUAUGAAGUGUUACCUUUUGGAACUCUCUCUGUAGAAACACUCGCUGCUGCUGAAAAAGUUUUGAAAGAUAUAGGGGAUGUAAUAGCAGAGAAAGAUAAUCUACGUCAAAAUGCUAAAUUCCAAGAUAAGUGUGCUGAGUUGAUGCAUAAGAUUGUUAACUUAAGUGAAGAAUUUUAUCAAAUCCUUCCUGUAUAUGGUUACCAAUAUGAAAAGCUAUGUCCUUUAUUCAGCGAGCCAGAUGUACACUCAAAGCUUAAACUCAUUGACAAUUUGUUGCACAUUGGAUUAUCUUCUCAGUUAUUUUUAGGAGCUAGUUUGAAAGCUGCUGAAAUCAACCCUAAGGAUUAUGUAUAUAGGUCGUUGAACUGUAAUUUAACUCCUCUGAAUCAAGAAUCGCAAGAAGCUCAAAUGAUUUUACAGUACAUUCACAAUACUAGCAAAAAUGUGGAGGUUCAGUCUAUUUAUGCUGUCCAUAUACCAGAGCAGGUAGAGCAAUUUAAAACUACAAAACUUUCCAAUCACAUGCUUUUGUGGCAUGGAACACGCCUUUCAAACAUGCUUUCCAUUCUUGCCCGUGGAUUGCAAGUUGCUCCUCUUGGGAUACAAAUGAACGGCCACCUUUUCGGAAAGGGAAUUUAUUUUGCUGAUAUGUUCAAAAAGAGUCAAAAAUAUUGCUACCAACAUGAUUCUACAAAAGUGAAAACUAUACUCCUUUGUGAGGUUGCAUUGGGUGAUAUUAAGGAAGUUGAUUACAAUGCAGUUUUUGAUCCCAAUGAAAAGUUUGACAGCAUCAAAGCUGUUGGACAUAAGCAUCCUGAUCCAUCUAUGAGUGCAUUCUGGAAAGGUAUAACUGUUCCUCUUGGGACACCGGUCAAUGCCCUGGAACAAUGCACGUCCUCCUCGCACCACUAUCUGAAUUUCAACGAAUAUGUGGUUUAUAAUGCGUCUCAAGUGUGCGUUCGCUACUUGAUACGGUUCACUGACUCCAGAAAUGAUAUUUUUUUCUAAACUUUAUUUUCGUCUCACAUUCACAAUUAAAAAGUGCAUGGACACCUCCUGACUGUGCUUCACGCUCGAAAGACAUUGAGCCAGCAGGCUGAAUAAGACUUUUCACUUCUCUGGGCUUUUCUAUCGCCUAAAUGAAGUUAUGUUACAGAAGUUAUUACAGAAGCAAACUUUUUCCUUUUCUUUUUUAACAUACCAAAUGAUUUGUCAGCAAAAAAAGUGAUUUUUUUUUUGUUUUAUUUUUUUUCCAGUGAACAAACAGUUUUUCUUUAUUUUUAGGUAUACAUAUAACUGAAGGAUUAAAAAAAAAAUAAGACUUGGCACCAAACUAGGCUUUUUAUCUCUUUUAAAAUUCCAGCACAAUUCCUCUAUUAAAAGAAGAAUGGAUUUAAAAAUUUGAAAUUUGAUAGUAUGUUAUGAAAUCUAAUAUCUAAUAUAUAUGUAUAUGCAAAUAUAUAUAUAUAAUAUAUGAAAUGAACUUUAAAAUAUUUUGCUUUUUUGAUAUUAUUUUUAUUUGUGUCACAAUUUGUGUUGGGAUUUAAAAGAAAAGAAAAAUAAUAUUGAAAAAAUAAAUCACUUUAUAGCCUCCUAUGGAACGAAAGUCAUUAAGAGGUCAUUUUUACAAUACCUGAUUUUAGAAGCCCUUGUGACCUAUUUUGGUAACAAGCGCAGUGUAGAUAUAACUCCAUACAGUUGAUUGACUGUAUGCCUUUUAAUUGCAGAAAGUGUUUUAAAUGAAGUUAUGAAAUAUUUAAUUUUAAGAUAUCUUCAUGUAUCCCUAAUUUUAAAGUCAAUAUUUGCUGUUUUGGUCAUUCUAUGGAAACUUUGACAUGCCUGCAUUUUCACUCAUUGCAAUGUUGUUAACCAGGUCAGUUAAUUUACAGUAUUUAUGACCACCUCCUGGACUGAUGGGAAAAUUUUUGCACCAAAUUUUUACCAUUCAUGAACCAAUAUUUUUUAGCAUUCAUCUUCUGAUCGAGUAUGGCAUACUUAAAUAAAUCGAAAUGUUACGAAUCAUGGAAGUCAAUUAUUUGUUUUUGUAUUGAAUUGGGUAAUUGUAUUGAUGAAUGAGAAAUUGAUUUUUCUGUUACUUUUUUUUAAAUACAAAUUUGUUGUAUAAAUCUAUCAUGAGUAGUGUUAAGUUGUGUGGCUGAAAACACUCAUCUGCAAUAAAUGCAGCCGCCAUCUGUAACAACUUGUUACCUGAAAUAAAAAUAUUGCAAUUCA
Argiope bruennichi is the source of this 9206-nucleotide messenger RNA. Its product is annotated as poly [ADP-ribose] polymerase tankyrase-like. The coding region runs from base 510 to 7982 and encodes 2490 amino acids. Gene Ontology annotation, molecular function: NAD+ poly-ADP-ribosyltransferase activity; protein binding. The transcript is spliced from 55 exons. Lineage: Eukaryota; Metazoa; Arthropoda; Arachnida; Araneae; Araneidae. The record is from RefSeq and is a predicted model, not a curated record.